This is a messenger RNA of Psylliodes chrysocephalus, 959 nucleotides long. The record is from the annotation of a GenBank genome assembly. NCBI's taxonomy places the organism in Eukaryota, Metazoa, Arthropoda, Insecta, Coleoptera, Chrysomelidae.
GAUGUUUAAAUUGACUAAAAACGUGAAACUUCAGUUUUUAGUAUACUGUGAAAUGUUGAAGUUGAUCAUAAUAAUAAUUAUAUUAGGAACGAUCAUUGGUGGCGGAUUUGGUCAAUUAAGAAUCGUUGGAGGUAGAAAUGCCAAAAUCAAUCAAUAUCCAUAUCAAAUAUCAUUGCAAAGUAGUAGUGGGUUCCAUUUUUGUGGCGGAUCUCUUAUUUCUAACACGUGGGUUAUGACAGCAGCACAUUGCGCAGAAGUUGAAGAUGAUUAUGAAAACAUCAGAACAUGCAAAAUACGCGUCGGAAGUUCCAGAUACAACAAAGGUGGUCAAAUAUUGAACAUUCGAUCAGCUAUAUUGCAUCCUUAUUAUAAUUCAAAAACGAUAGCAAACGAUAUUGCGUUAUUACGUCUUGCUUCACCCGUCACUAUUCAGUCUGCUAAACCUGCUCGUCUUCCACGACAAGAUCAAGAAAUCCCAGAUGGUACCAGUCUUAAAGUUACAGGAUGGGGAGUUAUUAAUACUUUCACACGCGAUAAUUCUAUUAUUUUGCAAGCUGUUGAAGUUCCGACCAUCAACGAUCGGAUUUGUAAUCGGAUAUACAUUCGCAAUAUGAAAAACAGGUUUUGCGCUGGAUUUCUUGCUACUGGAGGAAAAGAUAGCUGCCAGGGUGAUUCUGGUGGACCUGCUGCUAUAGAUGGAAUCAUAUUUGGCAUUAUUUCAUCUGGAUACAGUUGUGCUGAACCUUAUUUUCCUGGAGUUUACACGAAAGUGUCUAAAUUCCGAAAUUGGAUUAAACAAAUUACUGGCGUGUAAGAAGUAGGGGAACUUUUGGUCAAGGUUAUGUAAGAAACAUGCAAACUACAGGAAGAAAAAAUCUGAAGCAUAACAAUAAAUAAUGUUUUUAAUGAUAUAUAUUUUAAUUGUUAUAUUACUGAGUUUAAAUAUAUUUAUUAAAAUC